This is a messenger RNA of Doryrhamphus excisus (bluestripe pipefish), 1671 nucleotides long. RefSeq lists its product as uncharacterized. Gene Ontology annotation, biological process: adaptive immune response. Gene Ontology annotation, cellular component: membrane. The record is from RefSeq and is a predicted model, not a curated record. Lineage: Eukaryota; Metazoa; Chordata; Actinopteri; Syngnathiformes; Syngnathidae. Gene Ontology annotation, molecular function: signaling receptor activity.
CGUACACAUUAGCUGAACAUGUCUGCUGUCUGGCUCAGGCUUCUCAUCGGCAUCUUUUGUUUUUCCUACACAAGCCAGGCUGCAACAGUGCACACCGAUGGAGUGAUAUGGAGACAAUCUGGCGACUCCAUGACCAUCCAAUGCAGAUCUUCUCAAACAGGCCGAUUGUACCUGUAUUUGCGCAAAGGGCUCAGCAAGGACUUUGAAGUUCUCUACAAGGCAUCCCAAAAAAAUACAGUUUCUGAGAAGUACGCUGGCAGACUCCAGGUCACAGGAGCCGUCGCCUCUGUGGACAUUGUCAUCUCAAACCUGACGCAUGAAGACACAGGACCAUACUGGUGUGUCUAUGAGAUGUUUGACAGCCGCAGCUAUGAAACGACGGGAGCAAUCGGCACAGGCUCGGUGCUCCUGGUGGUUACAGAUGAGCAGCAGUGUGAUCAACCAAACAAGAAUCUUCUCCUGGUGACGGCCGUGGUUUCAGCUGCUGUGCUGUUUGGAGUCUUCAUCGCCUUCCUCCUGUGGAUCAUCCCCAAGAUCAAAAGGUGGCACGCCAAAAUGGUGCCGAGGCACACAGUGAGCACUGAUGUUUAUGAGGACAUGCGUGCGACACUCCGACCCUAAAGACUGCCCGGACUGCGUGUGUGCUGCAGCUACACGGUACACAAACAAAGAUAGGUGGAAGUACUUCAUGCUCUGCUGACUGUAAACCAAUCAGGUACAUCCGUUGUGAAAAGACUCUUCGGUCUCUUAGUUUUGUCAUUGCAGGAUGCUCUUUUAUUUCAUGUCAUUUAGUAUAUUUUCUAUAUUUACAACGCACUGCUUCUUAGUUUAUGCUUGCAUGUUGGUGUUUUGGGGUCUUUUGUGACCUUUUGGAUGAGUUGUCACUGCACUGUUGGGGUCAUUUUGGUUGGCCGGCCACUCCUGGGAAAGUUCACCACUGUUCCAUGUUUUCGCCAAUUGUGGAUAAUGGCUCUCACUAUGGUGUGCUGGAGUCCUAAAGCUUUACAAAUGGGUUUAUAUAUAUAUAUAUAUAUAUAUAUAUAUAUAUAUAUAUACUUAAAUGGCAUAUAACUUUAUUUGUAAUCAAUCAAUUGUUUCAAUAAAUGGAUCAUUUUAAUGUCAAGGGCUUUCACAUUAAUAACUGGGUGAAAAAUGAAAUCAUCAAAGAGUGUAGUGAUGUUCACAGCUUGUUAAAGCCCAUAACAUCUGUUUUUGCAAGGACAAAAGUCUUGUCGUAUCUUUAAAUGAUUCAACCAGUCACAGAUUAGAGCUUCACCUGUGACAAAUACUGUAAUAAACACAUUCCCAGGUGUGUAUAAAAAGAUCCCUGGCACACCAGACCUUCAUGUGAAGUGCAACCUGGCCUCUGACAACAUGCCAAAGAUUCAACCACAGACCAAAGUGCUGAUCAUCAAGAGCCUGAAGACCAAGUCUGCUGCUGAGGUGGCAGACAUCUUUAAUGUGUCCAAACGUCAAGGGGAGAGGAUAAAAAAAAGAUUUGAAGAAACCGGUGAUGUUCAUGACAAGCCCAGGUCAGGCAGACCCCGUAAAACAACUGUUCGAGAGGACCGUUUGUUGCUUCGACAGUCCAGGGCCAGCCCUUUUUCAACUGCAGCUAAGUCAUGUUUUAACAGGGGGGCAAUCACUUUUUCACACAGGCCCAUGUUGUUU